GCUUGCAGCAGGUGCGACUCUUCGCUCAGCCACCCGCGCCGCUUGCCGAAGAGCUCACCGCUGCAUUGCAUGUGGCAGAUCCGAAGGAUGUGGCGCGGCAGUUCCGGCUGUUUCCGACGGUGGCGGGUCUUUGGCACCUCCGAGGCGAGGCCAUCCUUCAGGAAGAUGUGGUCAUUCCAUUCCGCUCCUGGCCUUUUGAGGUCUUGGGAGGCACGACCUCUGCGCAGCGCAGCUUCUCAGUGCAGCCUUCCCGAGUGAUCACGGGCAUCUCCUUCGAUGUGCCGAUAUUUGCUUUCGAUUUGUAUGAGAACCCCGCAGAGACGGGGAUGGACAUCUUCCGGCUGAAGAUGAUGGGUGGCUACGAAGAGCGCCUGGCCUUCGAGCC
This is a messenger RNA of Symbiodinium pilosum, 385 nucleotides long. NCBI's taxonomy places the organism in Eukaryota, Dinophyceae, Suessiales, Symbiodiniaceae. The record is from the annotation of a GenBank genome assembly.